This is a messenger RNA of Arachis duranensis, 2271 nucleotides long. RefSeq names its product rop guanine nucleotide exchange factor 1. Gene Ontology annotation, molecular function: guanyl-nucleotide exchange factor activity. Bases 358 to 2109 code for a protein of 583 amino acids. The record is from RefSeq and is a predicted model, not a curated record. The transcript has 5 exons. NCBI's taxonomy places the organism in Eukaryota, Viridiplantae, Streptophyta, Magnoliopsida, Fabales, Fabaceae.
GUGCUGCCUGCAAACGGCGUCUUCUUUUUUUGGUGUCUUUUCGGCCCCUCCUUACUCCUUUCCCUUACCCAUCAAAAUCAUCAUCAUCACCACCACCACAACUAAACACUCUCAUUCAGACAAAAAAAGGGCAAGAAAGGGGAUAAUAGAAACAGAAUAGAAAAGAAUAGAAUGUGUGUGUGAAGUGUGAACCGAACAACAAGAAUUGAGAGUGUCUCAUUGUUUCAUAAACGGUUUCCAUUUUCUUUUUCUGUUAGCUGUUACUGUUUUUGGUGUUGCAUACUGUGCGAGUCAAAUGUAGGUUACUUACUUAGAUCUGAGUGAGAAUCCGGUUUGUUAUUUUGUUUUUUGGGAGGAAUGGGGAGCGUUUCUUCUGAAGAUGGUUCCGACCAGCAAAGUGACCGUUGCGGCAGUUACAGUCUCAGUGCUGACGUCAGCGAGUCCGAGAGUUGCAGCAGCUUCUGUGGACGUCGUUUUGACGCCGACGGUGGAGCUUCCAGCUCCGCCAACUUGUCUCCGCGUCCUGUCGGUGGAGCUGCUGUUCCCGCCGGCGGCCACUUUCACUUUCCGUCGCAGGUCAUGCUUCCCGUCAUAGGAGGAAAAGACGUGGUGGUUUGGGAUCACAAGCCAGAGAAAAGAGACCUUGAUUUGUCAGAAGUGGAAAUGAUGAAGGAGAGGUUUGCUAAACUGCUUCUUGGAGAGGACAUGUCUGGUGGAGGAAAAGGAGUAUGCACGGCCCUUGCAAUCUCUAAUGCAAUAACCAAUCUCUCUGCAACUGUGUUUGGCGAGUUAUGGAGGUUAGAGCCGCUGGCACCUCAGAAGAAGGCCAUGUGGCGUAGGGAAAUGGAGUGGCUUCUAUGUGUGAGUGAUUCCAUUGUGGAGCUUGUGCCUUCUGUGCAGCAGUUCCCCGGUGGCGGAACCUAUGAGGUCAUGGCUACGCGGCCUCGAUCCGAUUUGUACAUCAAUCUACCGGCUCUGAAGAAGCUAGAUGGAAUGCUGCUUGGUAUGCUUGAUGGAUUUCAGGAUACAAAGUUUUGGUAUGUUGAUAGGGGAAUACUAUUGGGUGAUUCCAAGGAAUGUGAUGAUGCAUAUUCGCCCGGAAGGGGGAGGACUUCCGUUAGGCAAGAGGAGAAAUGGUGGCUUCCAUCUCCUAAGCUUCCACCAAAUGGAUUGUGCGAGGAUGAUAGGAAAAGGCUGCAGCAGUGCAGGGAUUGUACGAAUCAGAUAUUAAAGGCUGCCAUGGCAAUCAACAGUUCCGUUCUUGCUGAAAUGGAAAUUCCUGGUGCAUACAUUGAAUCAUUACCAAAGAAUGGAAAAGCUUGUCUGGGGGAGAUAAUCUAUAGAUACAUUACUGCUGAUCAAUUCUCUCCUGAAUGUCUUCUUGAUUGCCUGGAUCUAUCUUCAGAGCAUCACACUCUGGAUGUAGCUAAUAGAAUUGAGGCUGCCGUUCAUGUAUGGAGGUUGAAGGACCACAAGAAACAUCUAAAUACAGUUAAAGCCAGACGCUCCUGGGGUGGAAAGGUGAAGGGCCUUGUUGCUGAUGGUGGUGGUGAUAAGAACCAUUCUUUAGCCCAACGAGCUGAUACCCUUCUGCAAAGCCUGAAACACAGAUUUCCGGGGCUCCCUCAAACUGCACUAGACAUGGCCAAGAUACAAUAUAAUAAGGAUGUAGGACAGUCUAUUCUUGAGAGUUAUUCCAGGGUCAUGGAAAGCUUGGCGUUCAACAUAAUGGCAAGGAUUGAUGAUGUCCUUUAUGUUGAUGAUUCCAUAAAGCGAUGCGCAGCUGCAGAGUCUAUCUCUCUUUUCAACCGGGGAGGUUUCGGUGGUCUUCCAAUCCAGAAAAGAAUGACUCCAAGUCCCUUCUCAAUUCAACACACCCCAUAUGCCUCUCCUCCAUUUGCAACCCCAUCAUUUUGUUCAUCCUCACCCAUUACCGGUAGCCCUUGCAGUCCAAGAAGGAUGCAUACUGCCAAGAGGAAUGGACUAAAGGACACAACAGAUUCUACUAAGUCCGAAAAGGCAGCCUCGGCCGAAUUUGAGAGGGUCUGGUCAUACACAGGGAACCUUAGUGCAAGAAGAAUGUCUAGUGAUGCUCCAGAAAGAGACUGAGUUAAAAAAUCAACUGUCUUUAAAAACUGGAUCUGGCUAAAGGCUUUAGGUCCCAUUCCCUUGUAUACGAGGGUCUAAUUUUUGUAUAUUCUUAGUUCUUAGGUAGUAUUUGUAGGAUUAUGAUGGAUCAUAUUAUUAUGCCAAGGAAUCAUCAUUCUGAAA